Microstroma glucosiphilum is the source of this 1074-nucleotide messenger RNA. RefSeq lists its product as hypothetical. The transcript is spliced from 3 exons. The coding region runs from base 1 to 1074 and encodes 357 amino acids. The record is from RefSeq and is a predicted model, not a curated record. Gene Ontology annotation, biological process: glucan catabolic process. Lineage: Eukaryota; Fungi; Basidiomycota; Exobasidiomycetes; Microstromatales; Microstromataceae.
AUGAUACCCUUUUCAUUCUGCCUCAUCACGCUCGUUUUCGUCGUUGCUACUGCGACGCAAGCUCGCAAUCACCACAAUCAUCCCCUCCCUCGCACCACACCAGCUGCAGCAAAGGACACAAGCCAUGUAAGCCACGUCUACUCGCGCAACCUCACUCUUUCUACCUAUGAAGACUUCCUGGACUUUUUCAUCUUCAACAACAUCAAAGACCCUUCUGGUGGCAUCGUCACCUAUGUGGACCAGAAGGAGGCAGAGCGACUCGAUUUGGUCGGCCCAGGCAAAGCGGGAGGCAUUCGCAUCGCGGCCGAUCUCAGCGAGAAGAAUGUGACUGCUGGGAGGAAGUCUGUUCGACUGAGGGGCAAGGAGGCUUUCGGGGAAGGUCUUUUCGUCUUCGAGAUCGCUCACGCUCCUGUCGGAUGUGGUCUCUGGCCGGCAGCUUGGAUGACCGUCGACGAAUCUGUAUGGCCAGUCGGUGGCGAGAUGGAUAUCUUUGAGUAUGGCAACGGUCUUCGCUAUGCUCCUGAGCAGACGCUGCAUCUCAAUGGAACCUGCGUGAUGCCACCUCAUAGACUGCAGACGGGCAACAACACGGCGUGGCAGGACUGCGACAGCUUCGAAGGCUGGAAGACAGGUAAUCACGGAUGCGGAGUAGAACUGCUCAAUGAUCAAUUCGCAGUACCUGCCCUACUCAACCGCAACGGUGGAGCCGUCUUUGUCAUGGAGAGGAACGCAGACCACAUUCAAGGCUGGGCAUUCCCCUCCUGCAGCCCUCAUGCUCGAGCUCUCAAGCACCGCAGGAAGAUCGACACGACCAAAUUCGGCACCCCCUCAUCUUUCUUCCCUUCUACCGACACAUGUGCACUAAAGGAGAAGUUUGGCAAGCUUCACCCGAUCAUCAACAUCUCCUUUGGUGGACAUGCAGAGGCUUCGUGGGUCAGAGACGGUUGCCUGGCACUUGCACCUAGCUUCUACACGGGAUGGGGAGUGUCGGAGAAUUCGACAGAGUAUCUCAAACAGCCUGAGAACAGCGUCGAGUUCCAUGUCAGCUCGUACACCUACUUUGCUCCCACUUAG